This is a messenger RNA of Symbiodinium pilosum, 687 nucleotides long. Lineage: Eukaryota; Dinophyceae; Suessiales; Symbiodiniaceae. The record is from the annotation of a GenBank genome assembly.
AUGAUUGUCAAUGGCACUGGCGCCACAUUCCUGCUGCAGCUUGCGCUGCAGGUUGACAGAAAGCAGGUGCUGCCUCAAGUUCUUUGCGAUCCUGGCCAGCAGGCCGUAGCCGAGUACUGGGCCACGGGAUUGGGGAGAUGGACGGCAAGUGCUGGUUGCGCGGCAUCCCAUCGAAACGAGGAUUUCUCUUACUGGACCUCGACCUGGGCGGCUGCUUUCACUGCACUCCAAGGUGAGCCUGCUUAUGAGGACCCAGCAGUAAGAACUGCGGAUGGAGUCUUCGUGUGGGAUGCAGAGUAUUGUGUUGUCUCUGGCUUCCUGGACUUGCCCAGGGCGGAGCUGCUGCAGAAUUAUUCUGCUGUUAUGAAGCUGCAGGAAGACGCAUGUGGAUCCGAGCCCCUAAAGUCGAUCACGGAAGGGGCACCUGCAGCAGCUCUGCAGGGCAUCUUCCCCAAGGUGGACGAAAUGUUCGCAGAGGAGAAGAACAAGAGCGCAGCACAGCGAUCUGCACCGCUACUUCAGCCAGGGAUCCUUUCGCGCGUCAACGCGGCACACUGCGCCGCGGGCAGUUACAGCUGCAUGAUCCAUUUCUGCCUCAACAAUUUCUGUCGACUUGGCGAUGGACGAAUCGGCCAAGGCUGUCAGUGUGACAGCAACUUCAGCUUGAAGCCCAUACCAACCAACUGA